Messenger RNA from Terrapene triunguis (Three-toed box turtle), 1615 nucleotides. RefSeq names its product Rh family C glycoprotein (gene RHCG). The record is from RefSeq and is a predicted model, not a curated record. The transcript has 10 exons. Gene Ontology annotation, biological process: ammonium transmembrane transport; ammonium homeostasis. The coding region runs from base 16 to 1191 and encodes 391 amino acids. NCBI's taxonomy places the organism in Eukaryota, Metazoa, Chordata, Testudines, Emydidae. Gene Ontology annotation, molecular function: ammonium channel activity. Gene Ontology annotation, cellular component: apical plasma membrane; basolateral plasma membrane; plasma membrane.
CAGGAUGUCCAUGUGAUGAUCUUCGUGGGUUUUGGCUUCCUGAUGACAUUCCUCCAGCGCUAUGGCUUUGGAGCUGUUGGCUUCAAUUUCCUCCUUGCUGCCUUCGGGAUCCAGUGGGCUCUCCUGAUGCAGGGCUGGUUCCAUUCUUUCGAGAACGGAAAGAUACUCAUUGGAGUGGAAAACCUGAUCAAUGCAGAUUUCUGCGUGGGUUCUGUCUGCAUCGCCUUUGGGGCCAUCCUGGGCAAAACCAGCCCCGUGCAGCUGCUCAUCCUGACGUUGUUUCAAGUCACGCUCUUUGCUGUGAAUGAGUACAUCCUCAUCAGCCUGCUCCACGUUAAAGAUGCUGGUGGGUCCAUGACCAUUCAUACCUUUGGAGCCUAUUUUGGCCUGACAGUGACCAGAAUUCUGUACCGGCCCAACCUGGAACAGAGUAAAGACAAGCAAGGCUCUGUGUACCACUCCGACCUCUUUGCUAUGAUCGGUACCCUGUACCUGUGGUUGUACUGGCCCAGCUUUAACUCAGCUGUUUCAAACCACGGGGAUGCGCAGCACCGAGCCGCCAUUAACACCUACUGCUCCCUGGCCUCCUGUGUCCUCACCACCGUGGCCUUCUCCAGCCUGCUGCAGAAGAAAGGCAAGCUUGACAUGGUUCAUAUCCAGAAUGCAACGCUGGCCGGUGGCGUGGCUGUGGGGACCGGUGCGGAGAUGAUGCUGACUCCAUACGGAUCCCUCAUCGUUGGAUUCCUCUGUGGCAUUGUGUCCACCGUUGGGUUCGUCUACCUCAUGCCAUUCCUGGAGUCCAAGCUGCACAUCCAGGACACCUGCGGCAUCCACAACCUACAUGCCAUGCCGGGGCUUAUUGGAGGCAUUGUGGGGGCUGUCACCGCAGCUGCAGCCACUGAAGACGUGUAUGGAAAGGAAGGGCUCAUCAGUACCUUUGACUUCACGGGUGACUACAAGGAUCGGACGCCCAGUGUCCAAGGGGGGUUCCAGGCAGCUGGCAUUUUCGUGUCCCUGGCCAUGGCCUUGGCUGGGGGGGCCAUUGUGGGUGCUAUUUUGAAAAUGCCGUUCUUGGGGGACCCUGCAGAUGAGAACUGCUUUGAGGAUGAUGUCUACUGGGAGGUGCCUGAGGAUGAGGAGAGCGGCCUGUACCACAUGCAUGACCCCACCCUCAAACCUGUGACUUCCUAACCCACCUGGGUGGCAUUCGGACUCCUCAGUCUAGCUCUCCAGAGAAGCCAUUGGUGUAUUUCUAGAAAAGGAGGUGCCCUGCGCCAAUCCCCAUCUGGACACAGACUCUUUGAGAGCUUCCAAAAGCCCCAUUUCCUUUCCCACAUUCCCCUCCGUGGUGGGAUAGCCUGGAAGAGGCCCUGUAUACACUAAGCAACACACUGGAGAACAGCCAGUGAAGCCAUAUGUCUGUGCAACGGGCCAGAGGUUUGAAACGGACACUGGGGCAUCUCCCUUAGCACUGCCACGGGGCAGCAGCAGUGGGAGAGGCCUUAGCACCUCUGGGGAGUUCUUUUACUAGGUGCUUGUUGGGUGGGAUCUCUCAGGUUUCAAGUUCCCAGAUUUUACACUGGAACAAUUCAGCUGGCGCUGUGCCUGGGCCCAG